AUGGCGCCUAUACAUCGAAUAUUCUCAUCGGCUAAUAACAAGCCCUAUCGAACUAAGCAACUUGAAGAAGAAAAUCCCCCAUACUUGAACGAGGAUGGCUACGUCGACUUUGCACCGGGCGACAUUCAAAAUCCACAGAAUUGGUCUUCAGCUCGGCGCUGGUCUGUGACGUUCUCAGCUGUGCUGCUCGUACUGAAUGCUACUUUUGCAUCGAGUUCACCAAGCGGAUGCUUCCCAUCUAUCUCGGAGCACUUUCAUGUAUCCGAGUUAGUAGCAGGCUUGACCAUCACCCUGUUUCUAUUGGGUUACUGUGCCGGGCCACUCAUCUUCGCACCAUUAAGUGAACUCUACGGAAGAAGAUGGAUCUUCUACAUCACAUUUACGCUAUAUCUCAUCUUUAACUUUCUGUGUGCCUGGGCACCUAACUUCGGCGCCCUCCUUGUCGGCCGUUUCCUCACAGGAACAUUUGUCUCUGCGCCCCUCAGCAAUGCACCUGGUGUACUAGCAGACCUGUGGACCCCAAUCGAGCGUGGCAAUGCUAUGGCGGGAUUCUCUGCUAUGGUAUGGGUUGGGCCAGCAUUAGGUCCCGUUAUCGCCGGGUUCCUCGAGCUCAAGAAGGACUGGCGUUGGAGUUUCUAUGUCCUCCUCUGGCUUGGUGGUGCAACAGCUCUCAUCAUGUUGACUAUUCCCGAGACACAUGCUCCCACACUUCUCCUCAAGAAAGCUCGAAGAAUACGAAAAGCAAAGAUUCCUGGUUAUGAAAAUGUCAAAGCUCGUUCUGAAGAGGGUGAUCGUACACUGAAGACUGUGUAUCGUAUCGCCUUGACCAGACCGUGGAUUAUCCUCUUUGACACUAUAUCAUUUCUCUGUGCAAUCUACAUCAUCUAUCCAAUUGUGUUUCAGCAGCAUCGUGGCUGGAACCCCGGUGUGGGAGAGCUGCCGUUGAUUGGAACUGUUAUUGGUGCAUUCAUCGGUGGUGGCAUAGUUUUGAUCGAUACGCGAAUUCGAAAGAAAAAGACCGAGCAUGGGGGCAAACAAAUGGAGCCCGAAGAUAGAUUGCCAUUGGCAAUGAUUGGAGGAGUUGGAUUUGCCGUGACCAUGUUCUGGUUUGCAUGGACGGCUGAGUACAACUCUAUCCAUUGGAUCGUACCGACACUGGCGGGAACUUUUCUAGCAACAUCUUUAAUGCUUAUCUUCGUAGCGUUCCUGACGUAUCUCGUCGAUGUUUAUCUCAUGUAUGCGGCAUCUGCUAUUGCAGCCAAUACCAUUGCUCGAUCAGCGUGUGGAGCUGCUGCUCCGUUAUUCACUACACAAAUGUUCAAUACACUUGGAGUUGGAGGCGGUGGAAGUCUAAUCGGAGGUGUUGCCACGGUUCUAGCCAUUAUCCCGUUUCUGUUCUACAGAUAUGGUAAACAGAUUCGAAUCAGAAGCAAGUUUGCGCCUACAGAGGAAAAGAGAGAAGCUAGAGAGAAGGAUGAGGAACAGGCUGACAGCAAUCUCACUGCUCGGAGGAAUAGUGUUUUGCCUCAUUCAGAUGGCCCGAGUAGCUCGGAUACCACAGUGGCCGCCGCAUGA
Messenger RNA from Fusarium redolens, 1575 nucleotides. Its product is annotated as major facilitator superfamily domain-containing protein. Bases 1 to 1575 code for a protein of 524 amino acids. The transcript is spliced from 4 exons. Gene Ontology annotation, biological process: transmembrane transport. NCBI's taxonomy places the organism in Eukaryota, Fungi, Ascomycota, Sordariomycetes, Hypocreales, Nectriaceae. The record is from RefSeq and is a predicted model, not a curated record. Gene Ontology annotation, molecular function: transmembrane transporter activity.